Molecule: messenger RNA, 805 nt
Organism: Malania oleifera
Lineage: Eukaryota; Viridiplantae; Streptophyta; Magnoliopsida; Santalales; Ximeniaceae
Exons: 4
Coding region: 26-490 (154 amino acids)
Source: RefSeq, a predicted model, not a curated record
CCGUAGUAUAUUUGAGUGACGCGCAAUGGUGAUGUGUCUGUGUCUCCCGAGUCGGAAGAGUUGCGCUCCUGAGAAAGAGCGAGAAGACGCAAUAGAAGGAGGAAGAAUGGGGAAGAGAAGACGAAUCUUGGUUGGGCUGGCCUUAGCAAUGCUCAUGGGGUUCGCAGUCUACUUCAGGCUUUGGGCUCUCGACUACACCAUCUCUUCCGACGAGAUGGAUUUGAUAAGAAAGCAGUUCGAUCUUGCUAACAAGGAAGCCAUGGACGAAUCUGCAGAGUGGAGGUUGAAAUAUGAUGAGGAAGUAGAGAGGACCGUCAAGUGUGAAAAGGAGCUACUUGAGGUUAAGCAGUCCUUUGAGAAGCUGGAGGAUGCUGCUAGUAUCAACACGGAAUUGGAAAUGCUACGAAAGGAAAAUGUGGGUUUGCUUGAACGAGUAGAAUCCCUAAAACAGGAGCUCGAAGCUGAGAAGUUGAAGUGUAGUAUGCGGUAGAGGGAAGAAAAAUAUGGAUGGGUCCGUCUUUUAUGGAGUGAUUGCUGGCCAUCCUUGCACCAAUUAGUGUUUUUUGCACAGAUUCUUAGUUUCCUAAAGAAGAACAAUCAGCUGAAGAGGCCAUCCUCCCUUUUUGGCAUUUGAUUUGAACAAGAUAGCUGUAGAUAAAUCCUCAUCCGAAACUGAAAUCAUUGUACAUUAUAUACGCACAUAGGUUCCUCAGAAGAUGUAUCAAGGAAUGAUAAUUCUUGUGCUACUAUCAUUUUAUUUCUUGUUCUAAUAAUGGUAACAGUACUAACUCCAAGAUUCAUCUCA